GCGCGUGCUUUCUCGUGAUCGCGCACGGCGGCGUAUUUAUAGAAAACUAGAACGCGUACGUGCGCGCGCACGCGUUCUUUGUGAGGCAGCGAAGAGAAGCGCCAAAAGAGUGGCCAUGGCUGAUGACAAACCUAAGGAAACGGUCAAGACAGAAGGUAAUGAACACAUAAACCUGAAGGUGGCGGGUCAGGAUGGCUCCGUAGUUCAGUUCAAGAUCAAAAAGCACACACCGCUCAGCAAACUCAUGAAGGCCUACUGUGACCGGCAGGGACUUUCAAUGAGGCAAAUCCGAUUCCGAUUUGAUGGACAGCCGAUAAACGAGACAGACACGCCGGCACAGCUGGAAAUGGAAGAUGAAGAUACAAUCGAUGUGUUCCAACAACAGACCGGAGGACAUGUUUAACGGAGCCCAAGGAUCAGCAGUGUUCCUCCUCACCAGAACAAACUUUUCAGUGAAGCGCAGCUGCUGCUUCUCUUCAUCCAGAGAGAAGAUUUUGCACAUGAUCCGCUUCACCCAUCUGUACAAUGAUUCCAUGUCUGCUCCUGUUACUUCAGUUUUUUUAUACAUAAACCAGAUCACUCUGCAAUCACUCAUUUCUUUGUCUAUGUGCUUCUGAAUAUCUGCAUUUGAAAGGUAUAUAUGGAGACAUUAGACUGUGGAUAAUGUGGUUUUAUUUUUGGGCUGCCCCUUUUUUUAAUGUUUAAUUUUAUACAUUUUAUAGUCGCGGAUAUGUUGAAAAGGAGUUCAAUUGGCAAAGUGGUAAAUUUUUGUGGGAGCUGAAAAGUGGAUGUUGUCAUUAAUGAAUAUAUGUUUUAUCUAUUAAAAUAUCUUUUUCC
Molecule: messenger RNA, 837 nt
Organism: Synchiropus splendidus (mandarinfish)
Lineage: Eukaryota; Metazoa; Chordata; Actinopteri; Syngnathiformes; Callionymidae
Product: small ubiquitin-related modifier 2-like
Exons: 4
Coding region: 116-403 (95 amino acids)
Biological process (GO): protein sumoylation
Cellular component (GO): nucleus
Molecular function (GO): protein tag activity; ubiquitin-like protein ligase binding
Source: RefSeq, a predicted model, not a curated record